This is a messenger RNA of Ricinus communis (castor bean), 1424 nucleotides long. RefSeq lists its product as uncharacterized. NCBI's taxonomy places the organism in Eukaryota, Viridiplantae, Streptophyta, Magnoliopsida, Malpighiales, Euphorbiaceae. Gene Ontology annotation, molecular function: metal ion binding. The transcript is spliced from 3 exons. The record is from RefSeq and is a predicted model, not a curated record. Bases 470 to 1300 code for a protein of 276 amino acids.
UAAAUAAUUUGACAAACUUGAACUUACAAAUCCAUGGAUAUUCUAAAUUACUAAACUGAUAUUUUAGCAAUUAAUUCAACUGAAAACUCACUGUAAGUUUGUAGCAUGAACUAAAUGGUUCAAACUAAAACUGUAAGGAAGAUGGCUGGUUACUGUUAGUCAAGUUUUCUUAUGACCAAACUGAUUCACUGUAUCACGAGAACAUGCUGCACUCUGUCUGAGAUGUGAAGAAGAAACUUUGGCACACAGAUUCUGCCUGUCAAUUUCUAUCAGCUUAGUCAAAUCACACUUUUCAGACCCACUUUUCAGUUACACUCACCUCACUCUAUCUUAAUAUUUCAUCAGCAGAGUAUUGUAUGUCUAUGUGUUGCUUUUCUCUCUCCAGAUGCUAUUUAAAGGAAGCAAUGAAGGAGAGAAAGAAACACAGUAGAGGAAGAAGCACUAAAGUAGGAGUCUGUUACUUACAAAAAUGUUAAGAAAUGGUCACGAUCAGCUCGUAAAGAUUGAGACACAUGUUCUUAAAGUGCACAUUAACUGUGAAGGUUGCAAGGAAAAAGUGAGAAAGAAGCUCAAAAGAAUUGAAGGUGUAUAUUCAGUGGAGAUCGAUACAGAAAACCAGAUGGUGAUAGUGUCAGGUUCUGUGGAUCCUUCUACCUUACUGAGGAAGUUGGUCAAAUCUGGUAAAAGGGCAGAGCUUUAUCCUCCAAGUUCUAUCAGAAAACUGAAACAGGAACAAGCUAACAUGAACCAGAUUCAGUUUCUAGCCAAUGAAAUAAAUACCCCUAAGAACCAGUACAGGUUUCCUGUAUCCUUUAUGAAUGAAAUUGGAGACAUGAGGAGCUUUGAAAAUUUUCCUAACCAAAAUAUUGGAAUGAAGGCUGUUGGUGCCGCGAUUGCUCAUCAUGAUCUGAUGGCAGCGAACAGGAUGGGAAAUAUCUACAUGGAUGAGGAUAUCUUUGCUAGUGAUGAGGGAUGGGACGAUGAUGAUAUACCAUCCUUGAUAACUGAUGCAGAUGAUGAGGAAAAUGGCAACGGUUUUCCUGGAUUAAAAGGGCAUGAAUUCAAUGGGAUGCCAAGUUAUGAUAAACAUAAUAAUCUACCACCCCUGAUAAUGGCCAACAGGCAGCAGCAAGGGCACUACCACAACUACCCAUUGACACAAAGGAAUUAUCUUUACAGGCAAGGAGGGCAUGUCAAUGAAAACAUGACAAAUGAUAUUUACAUGCAUCAACCUCAUGUGAUAAAUAAUGCACUUUCAAUGUCUACUCUCAAAACUGAAUACAAUCCCUAUGCUGCAUAGCAAUCCUACUAAUAAUGACAAGUAGGAACUUCUACUAAUCGAGUACUAAAUAAGUAAUGAUGUUAUUGAUAUAUGGUAUGGUAUGAUAAGGAUUUCAUAAAUGAAAGCUUGUGGAAUUUCAGUU